AUGCCCAACACAACAUUACGGCGGCAGCCGCAAAAAGGCUUCCGCCAAGGCGGCGGCAAGAAGGCCUACCAUGGCGGCAGUGGCACCCGCCCACAACGCACCUUUGCCGCCGGCAGCGGCCGCAACGAAGGCACCUCGGCCGACGAGAAAUGGGAACGCACCCGCCUCGCCCACGCCAUCGACGAGAAGAUGGGCUUCCCGCGCUACGAGGGCGGCCGCAAACGCGAAGGCUGGCUCGUCAACAUCGAGCCCACGUCCAUCGAGGACGACCGCGUCGAGGGCGGCGGCGGCCGCGCUGCCGUGGACCUCUACUUUAUCGACCUGCACCCAGACGGCAACGCGGCCGCAGGGCCCGACGCCGACGCGACCACCUUCAAGGCCACCAUCGAGUACGAGCCGUACUUCUUGGUGGCCGUCCGCAAGGGCCACGAGACCGAAGUGGAGGAGUGGUGCAAGCGCGUGCCCGGCGGCGGCGGACUGGUCAAGCGCGUGCGCCGCGUCGACAAGGAGGACCUGCAGAUGCCCAACCACCUGCUGGGCUACCGCCGCACGUUCUUGGAGCUGCGCUUCGACAACGUCCAGAACCUCAUGGCCGUGCGCCGUGACAUUAUGCCCAUUGCCGAGGCCAACAAGAAGGGCAUGAACGCCAUGGACACGUACGCCGAAGUGGCCGGGUCGACGUCCAUGUUGGGCGGCGGCGGCGGUGACAGUGGCGGUGGUGACGGCGACAGCUACGACUACGGCCACGACCUGUACGAUGACGACACGCGCAACGCCCACGCCGACGACCAGGCCCGCCGCACCAACACGUCCGUCGCCGAGGCCAGCGACUACAUCGUCGACAUCCGCGAGUACGACGUGCCCUACCACGUCCGCGUCCUCAUCGACAUGGACAUCCGUGUCGGCAAGUGGUACGCGGUCGACGUCAGGCACGGCGUCACCACCGUCGCCUGCAAUGCCGAUCGUCUCGCCAUGGCCGACCCGGUCGUCAUGGCCUUUGAUAUCGAGACCACAAAGUCCCCCCUCAAGUUCCCGGACGCCACCAUCGACCAGAUCAUGAUGAUCUCCUACAUGAUUGAUGGCCAGGGGUUUUUGAUUACCAACCGCGACAUCGUCUCCGAGGACAUUGCCGAUUUCGAGUACACGCCGCGGCCCGAGUACCCCGGUCCGUUUAUGAUUUUCAAUGAGCCCGACGAGAAGGCCUUGUUGGAACGCUUCUUCCUGCACGUCAAGGAGGCCCGUCCGACCGUCAUCGCCACAUACAACGGCGACUUUUUCGAUUGGCCGUUUGUCGAGGCCCGCGCCAGCGCCAACGGCAUCGACAUGUACCACGAGAUCGGCUGGCGCCGCGACAGCGAGGAGCAGUACAAGUGCGACUACUCCGUCCACAUGGACUGCUUCCACUGGGUCAACCGCGACUCGUACCUGCCGCAGGGCAGUCGUGGCCUCAAGGCCGUCACCGUUGCCAAGCUGGGCUACGACCCAGACGAGCUCGACCCCGAGCUGAUGCUGCCCUAUGCCCAGGAACGGCCCCAGACGCUGGCCGAGUACUCGGUGUCCGACGCCGUCGCCACCUACUAUCUGUACAUGAAAUACGUCCACCCCUUCAUCUUCUCGCUCUGCACCAUUCUGCCACUCAGUCCCGACGAGGUCCUGCGGAAAGGCACAGGCACGCUCUGUGAGAUGCUGCUCAUGGUCCAGGCCUACCAGAAGGAGAUUGUGCUGCCCAACAAGCACGUAUCGCCCAAGGAAUCGUUUUGGGAGGGCCAUCUGCUGGACGCCGAGACCUACGUGGGCGGCCACGUCGAGAGCAUCGAGGCCGGUGUCUUCCGCGCCGACAUCCCCGUCAACUUUGCCGUCGAUCCGACCGCCUGCGACGAGCUGAUUCGCGAUCUGGAUGCCGCCCUCGAGUUUAGCAUCACUGUCGAGGAGAAGAAGUCCAUGGACGACGUCACCAACUACGACGAGGUCAAGGCGCAGAUCGUCGCCCAGCUGCAGAACCUCCGAGACACGCCCCACCGCAGCGAGCGGCCCCUCAUCUACCACCUGGAUGUUGCCUCCAUGUACCCCAACAUCAUGACCACCAACCGUCUGCAGCCCGACUCCAUGAUCAAGGAGGAGGACUGUGCUACCUGCGACUUCAACCGGCCCGGCAAGACGUGCGACCGCCGCAUGCCCUGGUCCUGGCGUGGCGAGUACAUCCCCGCGAAGCGCGACGAGUACAACAUGAUCCGCCACGCCCUCGAGAACGAGCGCUUCCCCGGCAAGGGCCCCUACGCCACUCAAAAGACCCGCUCCUUCCAGGAGCUGUCGGCUGACGAGCAGGCCAGCCUGGUCCGCAAGCGCCUGCAGCUGUACUCCCAGAAAGUCUACCACAAGAUCCACGACUCCAAGACCAUCACCCGCGAGGCCAUCAUCUGCCAGCGCGAGAACCCCUUCUACAUCAACACCGUGCGCGACUUCCGAGACCGCCGCUACGACUACAAGGGCCGUGCCAAGGUGUGGAAGGGCAAGACCGAGUCGCUCAAGUCGGCCGGCGCUGCCGCCUCGGAAAUCGACAGUGCCAAGAAGAUGAUUGUGCUCUUCGACUCGCUGCAGCUGGCCCACAAGGUGAUUCUCAACUCCUUCUAUGGCUACGUCAUGCGCAAGGGCUCGCGCUGGUACUCCAUGGAGAUGGCCGGCGUGACCUGUCUGACGGGCGCCCACAUUAUUCAGAUGGCGCGUGAGCUGGUCGAGCGGCUGGGCCGGCCCCUGGAGCUGGACACCGACGGUAUCUGGUGCAUGCUGCCGGCCACCUUCCCGGAAAACUUUGCCUUCAAGCUCAAGAACGGCAAGAAGAUGACCAUCUCGUACCCCUGCGUCAUGCUCAACCACCUCGUCCACGCCCGCUUCACCAACCACCAGUACCAGACCCUCGUCGACAGCAAAACGUUCCGGUACGAGACCCACAGCGACAACUCCAUCUUCUUCGAGGUCGACGGCCCCUACAAAGCCAUGGUCCUGCCCACGUCCAAGGAAGAGGACAAGAACCUGAAGAAGCGCUACGCCGUCUUCAACGACGACGGCAGCUUGGCCGAGCUCAAGGGCUUCGAGGUCAAGCGCCGUGGUGAGCUCAAGCUCAUCAAGAUCUUCCAGCAGCAAAUUUUCAAGUUCUUCCUCGACGGCUCCACGCUGGCCGAGUGCUACGCCUCCGUCGCCAAGGUCGCCAACCGCUGGCUCGAUGUGCUGCACAGCAAGGGCGCCACACUCGCCGACGAGGAGCUCAUGGAGCUGAUUUCCGAGAAUCGCAGCAUGAGCAAGACGCUCGAGGAGUACGGCAGCCAAAAGUCCACGUCCAUCACCACGGCCCGCCGUCUCGCCGAUUUCUUGGGCGAAGGCAUGGUCAAGGACAAGGGCCUCAACUGCAAGUUUAUCAUCUGCGCCCGCCCCCGCAACGCCCCCGUCACGGAACGCGCCGUCCCCGUCGCCAUCUUCUCGGCCGACGAGCCCACCAAGCGCAUGUACCUCAAAAAGUGGCUGAAGGAAGAGCCCCAGGACACGGACCCCCGCGCCCUGCUCGACUGGGACUACUACCUGGAGCGUCUGGGCUCGGUCAUCCAGAAGCUCAUCACCAUCCCCGCCGCCCUGCAAAAGAUCCGCAACCCCGUCCCGCGCGUCGCACACCCGGACUGGCUGCAGCGCCGUAUCAACAUCAAGGACGACAAGAUGAAGCAGAAGAAGCUCACCGACCUGUUUGGCAAACAAACCGGCCCGCUCGAGGACAUUACCAACUUGAGCAGCAACUCGCGUCUCGCGGGUAGCGCCGGAGGAGGCGCCGCCGCGGACAUGGAGGACUUUGGGUCGCUCUCGGCGAGCCAGAAACUGAUCAAGCCGACGACCACGGCCGGUGCAGUGGCCGAGAUGCUGACGAUUGAGGAAGAGGAGACCGCAGCAGCCAAGAACCCCGCAUCGUCGCCGACGGCCGCCCAAAAGCGCAAGUCGCCCCCGGAGACCGACGACGCCGCGUCGCUCGACCCAUUUUCCACGCUCCCCAAGGUGGCACCGUCUGCCAGCGAAGACUACAUUGCCUUCCUUGAGUACCAGAAGAAGAAGUGGGCCAUCCAGAAGCAGGCCCGGAUCCGCCGGCGUCACUUGUUUGGCGACCGUGCUGGUGGCGGCGGCGGCGGCGGCGGCGGCGGCGUUAUGCAGCAAAAGGCCAACAGCAUCCAGCAGUCGUUCCAGCAGCGCGCCGAGAUCACGUUCCGCAACACCUGGCAGCUGCUGCAGCUCAAGACAACCGACAGCCCCGGCAUCGUGGCAGCCUACGUGCUCAUUGACGCGCGCAUCCACCACGUCAAGAUCAAGGUGGACCGCCAGGUCUUCCUCAACCUCAAGAGCAAGGACCUGCCCGACAUUGAAAUCCCCGGCUGCGAGGUCGAGCAGGUUAGCCACACCCUGCCCAACGGCCACUCGUCCGUCUACCUCUUCAAGCUCACGGUGUCCGAAGACGUCUACUUUGCCGAAGCCGAAAAGUUUGCGCUGCUCUUCAACCACCCCAGCGUCGAGGGCGUCUACGAGCGCCAGCUGCCCCUCAACGUCCGCGCCCUCCUGCAGCUCGGCAACCGCUGCACCAUCGACCAGUCGCAACAGGGCGUGCUCGGCAAAGGCCUGGACCAAGGCUUCGACCUGACGGGCCUGAUCCGUCCGCCCAAGACGCUGCGGCCGUACCUCGACCCCUCGGCCAUGGCCUACAUCCACCUGUCGCACAUUAGCUCUGGCGAGCGCCAAAUCUUUGGUCUCUUUUCGACCACCAACAGUCAGGCCCAUGUCGUCGUCCUGCACAAGAACCGCGAUAGCGUCCAGGACAUGCCCAACGUCGGCAAGCUGUACGGCGACAUGCUGGCCCGCCGCCGCGACGCCGAGGCCGAGGCCCAGGCGGGCGCCACUCCUGCAGCGCUGGCGGCCCUGUCUUCGGAAGCCGAGAAGGAGGCCGCUCGACAGGCGGCCGCGGCAGCCGCCACGUGGCGCGAGUGCUUCCCGUACCAGGAUGCGCUCACUGUCAAGGUCACGCAGGUCACGACGCGCCGCAAAGCCUUUUUGGAGAUUGGUGACGUUGUCAAGAAAAUGCGCAAGGAGGAGAUUGGCCGCCCGCAGAUCCUCGUCGUCCAGUCGUCCCAGCGCAACAUGCUCGUCCACGACAUCCCCGUGCUGGGCGAGUUCCCUGUGCUGCCGCUCAAGUACGACCCGCUCGACAGCUCGCUGCCGCCUCUGGGCUGGCAGUCGGUGGUCGCCCGCCGCCUCGUCAGCCACUACCUGGCCCUCGGCGCAUGGGUGCUCCAUCUGGUCGGCCUUGCCCGCUACGGCGACGUCCCCGUCUGCAACCUGGAGCGCGACGACCCGCGAUUCCUCAUUGAUGUGGCCUAUGCGCGCCGCCUGCAAAACAACAAUGUCGUGCUCUGGUGGUCCGGCAGCCCGCGGCCCGACCACGCAGGCUACGAAAAGGACGACGUAGCCGGUCCGCUCGAGACGGUGUCGCUGCCCAAGAUUAACAACCCCGGCACGUUUGCGUCCGUCUGCGUCGACAUUGACGUGCGCAAUCUGGCCAUCAACACGAUCCUGACGUCGUCGCUCAUCAACGAGCUCGAAGGUGCCGACGCCGCCGUGUCCUUUAACCCGGCCGCGGACGCAGGCGGGGCGUUUGGUGACGAUGCCGACGGUGGCGCGUCGACGCUCUAUGCGGAGAAUGCCUUUUCCAAUGCCAGCAUCCUCGUCCUGCGCGAGAUGGUCAAGGGCUGGUGGGCCGAGGCCUGCCGGGGCAACGCCAUGGCGGACCUGGUGGUGAACAACCUCGUGCGCUGGGUCGAGAACCCCGACUCGUUCCUGUACGACCGCGCGCUGCACUACUACGUGCAGAUGAUGUCGCGCAAGGCCUUCCAGCAGCUCAUGGCCGACUUCCGCCGCGUCGGCUCGCAGGUGAUUUUUGCCAGCGCCAACCGGCUGCUGCUGCAGACGACCAAGGCCGAGGUCACCAAUGCCUAUGCAUACAGCCAGUACAUUAUCAAGAGCAUCAAGAGCCGGCCGCUGUUUAGCUUCAUCGAGAUGGACAUCAAGGAGUACUGGGACUACCUCGUCUGGUACGACGAGUACAACUACGGCGGCAAAGCCUGCCAGACCAUUGGCGGCGGCAGCCUCGGCGAGCUCGUGACGCUGCCGGACGGCACGCGGGUCGAGGCCGAGCAGCCGCUCGAGACGAUUAUGCACUGGCAGAUGAAGACGUUUUUGCCGGUGCGCCUGCAGUCCGUCUUCUCGGACUGGGUCGUCGAGUUUGUUCAGCUGAUGCACGCGCUCAAGCGGCCCGCCGCAGCGGCCAACGGGCAGCACGGGCGGCACGGCAGCCAACCGCGGCUAACCCAACUUCCGCCCGCCGUCUUGCACGGUGGAAGCGGCGACAUGGCGGAUGGCAGUGUCGGCAAGGCGCUGCUGGGGGCGUCGUUUGAGCGGCCCCUCAAAAAGGAGAUUGCCGGCUUGAUUUCCACACGCAACCGGGAGAUGCUGCACCCCGAGCUGGCCUCGGACUACGACUACCCCGUGCUGCCCGGGUCGCUGGUGAUGCCUGCCCACAGGGACACUCGGUCGUCGUCGUCGUCAAAGAAAGUCGUCGCGGCCGUUGCAUCGCGCGACCCCAUCCUCGAGCUCGUCAAGUCGCUCAUGCAGGUCCUGUCGCUGGACAAGAACAUUACCAUGGAGGCCCGCCUGCUGCGCAAAGAGCUCCUGGCGCUGUUUGACGUGCGCGAGUUCAGCCGCGACGCCGCCUUCCAGAACCCGUCGGAGAGCCUCAAGCUGGCCCAGGUCAGCUGCGACAACUGCACCACAGCGCGCGACCUGGACCUCUGCCGGGACGAGGAUCUGCUGCCCGAUCCGCAGGGCGGCGGGGUCCCCAAACCCUGGACCUGCACGUUCUGCCAGGCCGAGUACGACCGCAUCGCGCUCGAAGAACGGCUCGUGGCCGCUGUCGAGGCCGAGGCGCUGGCGUGGUCCGUCCAGGACCUCAAGUGCGGGCGGUGCGGCGCGCUGCGCGUCAACGACUUUAUGGACCACUGCACGUGUUCGGGCGAGUGGGGGCCGACGGUGCGGCGCGACGAGGUGGUGCGGCGGCUGCGGGUAUACAGCAAUGUGGCGACGUUUUACGGCCUGCGGAUGCUGAGCGAUGUCGUGAAGGAGGUCAUGGGUGGGCUGUAA
Sporothrix brasiliensis 5110 is the source of this 7218-nucleotide messenger RNA. Its product is annotated as DNA polymerase epsilon subunit 1. Gene Ontology annotation, molecular function: DNA-directed DNA polymerase activity; nucleotide binding; zinc ion binding. Gene Ontology annotation, cellular component: epsilon DNA polymerase complex; nucleus. The record is from RefSeq and is a predicted model, not a curated record. The transcript has a single exon. Bases 1 to 7218 code for a protein of 2405 amino acids. NCBI's taxonomy places the organism in Eukaryota, Fungi, Ascomycota, Sordariomycetes, Ophiostomatales, Ophiostomataceae. Gene Ontology annotation, biological process: base-excision repair, gap-filling; DNA replication; DNA replication proofreading.